AUGAAACUCUUGAUUUUGAUAUUUUCUAUAACAUUAUUUUCUUUGGGUUUGGCUGUAAAUUCCACGCCUUUAUUUAAUAGCAUCAAGAUUGAUAAUGACGAUGGGUCAAAGAAGCCAUAUGUUGUUGUAAUUAAAUCAAAAAAAUCAGAAUUGUCAUUAAAUAUCAACCAACUAUCACCAUCAUCAUCUAUAAAACCUUCUUCAUUACACGCCAUAUAUGAAGAUCACAUUGCAUGGAUUUCUUCUGAAAAUCAAAUUGAAUCAACUGUAUCAAAAUUAAAAAAUGAAUCAACUAUUAUUACAACUGCUAGAAAAAUUCUUCAUGAAUAUGUAAUUGGUGAUGAUUUUAGAGGUUACUUAGGACUAUUUAAACCACAAUUUGUUGAAGAAAUACUUAGUAAAAGAGAUGACGUGGAGAUAGUCGAGCCUGAUUCUGAAGUUGAGGUUGCUUAUGAUCCAUAUGAUUAUCAUAAUCUCAAUACAGAAAAUGGUGGUAUUGAAGAGGAUUAUUAUUAUAAUGAUGAUGAAAUUGAUUAUAAAUUAAAUGAUGAUGAUGGUGGUGAAUCUGAUAAAAAAAAUGAUACCUUUCAAAAAUUUGGAUUUAGAAUACAAGAUGAUAAUUUGGAUAGAAUUGAUCAGCACAAUUUACCAUAUGAUAAUAAAUUUGCCUCGCCUGCUACGGGUGGUAGAAGAGUAAAUAUUUAUGUAAUUGACACAGGAAUAAAUAUAAAUCAUCCUGAUUUUCAAGGAAGAGCUUCUUGGGGUGUCACGAUUAAACAAGGCUCUCCCAACAUUGAUGAUUAUGGUUGUUUUGGGGUUGCAAAAGCUGCAAGAGUUAUAGCCGUUAAAGCUUUAGGAAGAUCAGCAAAUGCUGCAAUAAAAGCUCUUACAAAUCUAGGCAUACAUGUUACAGUGGCAGCUGGUAAUUAUUAUGGUGCAAACGCUUGUGCCUUUUCACCAGCCUCUUCAUCUGAAGCCAUAACCACUGGUUCUACGAAUAUUGAUGAUAUGAUUUCAGAAUUUUCUAAUGUUGGUCCUUGUAUUGAUAUUUUCGCACCAGGAGAGGAUAUUUAUUCAACAUGGAUUGGAUUACAUGGAUCAAAAUUAUUGUCUGGUACAAGCAUGGCAUCUCCCCAUGUCGCUGGUGCCAUAGCAUUAAUCAUUAGUGAAAAAGGUAAUAUGUCACCAGAAAAAAUGAAAUCAAUGAUAGUAAAAUUGGCUACUCAUGGUGUAUUGAAAAAUACAGAGUCAACCAAUCCACCUUCUCAUAAUAAGUUGUUAUACGUGAAUAUUUGA
Messenger RNA from Entrophospora candida, 1296 nucleotides. The record is from the annotation of a GenBank genome assembly. NCBI's taxonomy places the organism in Eukaryota, Fungi, Glomeromycota, Glomeromycetes, Entrophosporales, Entrophosporaceae.